Molecule: messenger RNA, 843 nt
Organism: Zychaea mexicana
Lineage: Eukaryota; Fungi; Mucoromycota; Mucoromycetes; Mucorales; Lichtheimiaceae
Exons: 2
Coding region: 1-843 (280 amino acids)
Source: RefSeq, a predicted model, not a curated record
AUGGCUUCCGUGCAAAGACAAGGCACCGUCGUUCCUGCAGGAUCGCCCAUCCCAAACGCCAGAACAAGAACAACAACAACAACAACGAAUGACUACAACAGUGAGAGCACAAUUACUAAAAAGGACGACACCCAUAGCAGUAACAAUACAGUAACUCCCGGUUUGACAGUAACCCAACGACGUGCCGAACGCACCAUAACCGUUAGGAUAUCAAGUUCUCGCGUUUUAUGGCAAGUUUUCGAAGCUAAUGGCAUGCUUGCGGGGAUUUACAAUACAAAAAACAGUGGCAAACGCAUUCCUGCACCACCACCAUCAUUACCAUUACCAUUACCCCCACAACUACAACAACAACAACAAGAAGCACAAGCACAAGCAACACCCCUACUAGAAAAUGACGCGUCGUUUUCAGGUUUCUCUUCUUCAACACCAUUGCCCUCUUCGAUGCGUUGCCCAAAGUCUAUCUCCGAACCAGCUUCGCCAACAACUCCAACAGUAAGACCUCGGGAUCGCUGCUACACUGUUAACACGGGUCAACAAUACCACCAGCAGACAGAGGAAGAUGGAAAACAAAGAAAAGGACGAGCAGUAUCAAGUCGUGAACGACAUAGGAUGACAGAAGAUCGAGCACGGGAGAUGGAGCUAAAGAACGAAGAACUGCACAUGUUGAUUCAAGGUUUAGAAACCAAGAUGAAGAGAGCAAAUCUACGGUUUCAGCGAAACAAGGCAAGGCAUGAGGAAAGUCAAGAAAGACGGCAGCGACGGAUUAUAAAAUAUCAAGAUGCUUUGGGCAAGCUGGCGCUUCCUAGCACGACUACUUUUGUGGCCCCAAGAAAAGCGUCAUGA